AUUUCGUGCAAGAAACUCUGCUACCGGUGUCUGCUCAAUCCACUAAAUCACUCACCUACAAGAAGAAAAACUUCACUAGUUUAUUACAGAGAGAAGCUUCCAAAGCUCCCAAUUUACUAACAUUAAAUUCGCCAUCUCAUUCAAAUUUUACAUUCCAUUAAUGGCACAAGCUAUAACAACCCAUCACCAAACCUCACUUUCCCUCCCAGGUUUUAAACCCAGCUUCUGAACACAUGCUUUGAGAGCCUCAACACUGAGAAAUUUUUCACAGAGGACUUUAAACAAACACAUGGUGAACUUGGUAGCGCUGCAGAGACCCUUACUGCAUGGGCUCAUGAAAAUGGCAGGGGUGCGGCCGUACACGGUGGAGCUCGAACCUGGCACGGCCAUGAACUUCUGGGUUCCAAAUGAGACCCUCGACAAGCCCAAGAAGGGCCAGAAGCCCACCGUCAAGGCCAGCCCAACAAAGCCCGUCGUGGUCCUCGUGCACGGCUUCGCAGCCGAGGGGAUUGUCACGUGGCAGUUUCAGAUUGGCGCGUUGAGCAAAAAGUACUCAGUCUACGUUCCGGACCUCCUCUUCUUCGGCGGCUCCGCCACCGAUAAGGCGGACCGAUCACCGACUCUGCAGGCGGAAUGUUUGGCUGCGGGGUUGAGGAAGCUCGGGGUGGAGAGGUGCACGGUGGUUGGGUUUAGCUACGGCGGGAUGGUGGGGUUCAAAUUGGCCGAGCUGUACCCGGACAUGGUUCGAGCCCUGGUGGUUUCCGGCUCGAUCUUGGCUAUGACUUGCUCGGUCAGCGACGAGACCAUGGAGAGGCUUGGGUGUGGGAAUUCUUCGGAGCUUCUGCUGCCCAGCUCGGUGAAGGGGCUCAAGAACUUGCUCUCUAUUGCUGCUCAUAAGAAGCUUUAUUUUCCUGACCGGCUCCACAAGGACUUCCUCGAGGUGAUGUUCACCAACAGGAAGGAGAGAGAAGAACUCCUUGAAGGUUUAGUCAUUGAUACCAAGGACCCAACAAUCCCCAAAUUCCCACAGAGAAUACAUCUGUUGUGGGGUGAAAAUGAUCAGAUAUUUCAGCGGGAGCUUGCCCACAACAUGAAAGAGCAACUAGGAGAAAAUGCAACAUUUGAAGGCAUAAAGAAGGCAGGUCACUUGGUCCACCUGGAAAGACCCUGUGUUUACAAUAGAUGUCUCAAGCGAUUCCUUGCUUCCCUCCCCCAUGAAGAUGGAGCUCAGAAAUAAAACCCAAUCAUUCUAUGUAUUUGUCUUCUCCUUCCUAGCCUAUAUAUUGCUAACCACGAUGUUUGCUCCAAGAAUUUGAAUGAAUUUUCUUAUGUUCCAAGAAUUCAGAGAUAUUUUUACUCUUUGAUACUAAAUUUGAUAGAAUGCUCCUAUUUGAUAAUUAUUUUGUUUUU
This is a messenger RNA of Prunus persica (peach), 1410 nucleotides long. Its product is annotated as epoxide hydrolase 1. Bases 290 to 1237 code for a protein of 315 amino acids. The transcript is spliced from 4 exons. Lineage: Eukaryota; Viridiplantae; Streptophyta; Magnoliopsida; Rosales; Rosaceae. The record is from RefSeq and is a predicted model, not a curated record.